AUGGAUACCAGCGACGCGGUCCCGGAGGCGGAGGUAGAACUGGACUCCGAAGCACUUGUCCGGGAACAACAAAGGCGGGAAGCAGAACGCGCGGAACCUGCGGCGAACAUAGCAAAAGGUGGCAUCAAGGUCUCGUCGCGAAAUGGAGCAGUGCAUGACAUCGACGAAGAAUCGCCACUGCUAGGUCAAAGAGACGGCGCAAACAACGAAGAGGAGGAACGGCGGCCGUCAUGGGGCAGCAUAGAGGAGUUUGCACAUCUCCCAUGGUGGAAGAGGCCUUCGAUAUUCUGGGUGAUAGGACCAUUCUUCAUCCUGGCCUGCGCUUUUGGAGGUAUAAUAACGCCGAAGCUCAACCUCAUCCUGGAGCUGGUAUGUCGGGAAUACAUGGCCGAGAACAUGAGCAAGAUACCGGGCUUUACCAUGGCCCCGGUCGACUUCAAUGGCGGCGACAACAACCAGUGUAGGAUACCGGAAGUGCAAUCAAGGGCGUCUAUGUUCACACUAUGGGGCAGUGUGAUCGCGGGCAUACUCUCCGCGAUAACGAGCCCGAAAUUUGGUGCAUUGUCCGAUCGAUAUGGUCGCAAACCGAUCCUCAUCACGACCAGUAUCGGAACAGUCCUGGGCGAGGUCAUCUUCAUCGCGGCAGCCAUGUACCCCGAGUCCUUCCCGGUGCCCUGGCUUCUGUUCAGUUAUGCAUUGGAUGGAUUGACUGGAUCAUUCAUCGUCGCAAUGUCCAUUAGCAAUGCAUAUGCCACGGACUGCACACCACCAAACAUGCGAAACGUCGCCUUUGGCUACUUCCACGGUUGUCUCUUCACCGGCAUAGCACUUGGUCCGAUCAUCGCGGGAUACAUUGUCAAAUGGACGGGCAGGAUCGUGAUAGUGUUUUACAUCUUGACGGCAGUACAUCUGGCUUUCAUCCUGUUCGUGCUCGUGUUUGUGCCGGAAUCACUGUCUAAGAAGAGACGGGACAAGGCGAUACAGAAGCACGAUUUGGCGCAGGCUCUGAUAGGGCCGGACUGGGACUGGAUCAACGCUCUCCGCACUCUCAACCUUCUUGCUCCAUUGAAGAUCCUGUGUCCGACCGGUCCGGGGACAAGCCCAGCUCUCAGACGCAACCUGAUUGUCCUGGCGGCUGUCGAUACCAUCGUCUUUGGCGUAGCUAUGGGCAGCCUCAGCGUGGUCGUCCUUUACGUCAACUUUACCUUUGGAUGGGGUGUUUUCGAAUCGGGGCGAUUCAUGACGAUAGUGAACAGCUCGAGGGUCCUGUGUUUGAUCGUUAUCUUGCCCAUCGUGACGAGAUUGGUCAGAGGCAAGGCCGACCCGAGCAAGCAGAAAUCCAAAGGAUGCGAUCGAUUUGAUCUGGCUGUCAUCCGCUUCGCGAUCUUCUUCGACAUGUUGGGCUUUCUUGGAUAUGCCCUAUCAAAGACUGGGGGACCUUUCACCCUGUCUGGUGUUGUGGCUGCUGUUGGUGGAAUUGGUUCACCUACAGUUUCUGCAUCCCUUACGAAGCAUGUUCCCGCAGAUCGGACAGGUCAGCUUCUUGGUGCUACAGGACUAUUGCAUGCGCUCGCGAGAGUCGUUGCGCCUGCGAUUUUCAAUGCCAUCUAUUCAGCAACAGUUGGCACCUUCAAGCAGACGGUGUUUGUGUGUUUGUGUGCGACAUUCGGUUUGGCAUUCAUCGUUUCGUGGUUCAUCAGGCCUGGUAUCUAUUCCGACGAAGACCUCGCAGCAGAAGGAGUGGGAGAGGAAGGUGCAGACGUGGCACAGACAGCAGAAGGCCGACUACCGAUUGUCAACGCUGUCAGCGAUGCCGCACGUCACGUUGGUGCAUGA
Messenger RNA from Fulvia fulva, 1836 nucleotides. RefSeq lists its product as uncharacterized. The transcript is spliced from 2 exons. Gene Ontology annotation, cellular component: membrane. Lineage: Eukaryota; Fungi; Ascomycota; Dothideomycetes; Mycosphaerellales; Mycosphaerellaceae. The record is from RefSeq and is a predicted model, not a curated record. Gene Ontology annotation, biological process: transmembrane transport. Bases 1 to 1836 code for a protein of 611 amino acids. Gene Ontology annotation, molecular function: transmembrane transporter activity.